CGCGUGGUAGUUAAUAAAGCAACUUCAACUGAGCAAAGGUGAACCCGACUCCGGUUUAGAAAAAGUCAGGAGAGGACGCAAUGGCUGGAAAAACAGCGCUGAUUGUAUUUGCUCACCAAGAGAGGACAUCUUUUAACUAUGCCAUGAUGGAAGCAGCUCAGGCAGCUCUUAAGAAGAAGGGCUGGACGGUUCUCGUGUCUGAUCUUUACGAGAUGAAGUUUAAUGCUAUCCUGUCACGUGAUGAUGUCACAGGUAGUCCCCAGGAUCCGAGUCAUUUCAAAUAUGGCGCAGAGGCUGAGGCAGCGUGGAAGGAAGGGCGUCUCUCCAAAGACAUUGUGGAAGAGCAGAAGAAAGUGGAGAAGGCCGACCUUGUAAUCUUUCAGUUUCCCUUGUACUGGUUCGGGUUGCCCGCCAUAAUGAAAGGAUGGGUGGAACGAAUCUUCUGUAUGGAGUUUGCGUUCAGCUAUCAAAGAAAGUACUCUGAAGCAUCGUUCAAGAAUAAGAAAGCAAUAUUAUCCUUCACCACCGGUGGCUCCGAGUCGAUGAAUACACCCAGGGGCCUUAAUGGAGACAUCAAUGUUAUUCUGUGGCCUAUGCAGAAUGGCAUUCUGAAUUACUGCGGAUUCCAAGUCCUGGAGCCUCAGAUCUUAUACGGUGUGGCACACUUACCUCAGGAAGCUCGGGUUGGGAUACUGAAGAGCUGGGAGAAGCGAAUGGAGACCAUCUGGGACGAAAAGCCCAUCAGAUACAUUCCCUUUCAGGAGUUUGAGGGUGUGUCUGGUGGAUUUCUGCUGAAGAAGCAGGUGGAGGAGGCCAGAUCUGAUGAUAGGUAUGGCCCAACGGUGGGGCAACACCUGGGCAAACCUCUACCACCCGAUAGCCAGGUGAAGGCGGAAAUCUCCAGCUCAUAAGAGACGGCUUGGCAAAGUGUUUUACGUGAGAUGCUGUGUCCUUUCAGUCUACGCGUCACUGGCUGCACUAGGAUCUUGCCACUACGAUGCGGUAAUACAGAGAUGUGUCGUCACAGGAUCAUUUUACACAACGAGGUACCAGGCGGACAUUUUCGACAUCAAGUUCCUCUGCUCAUUCCCUCAUUUAUUGUAAUAGCCUGUAAAGCAUUUUACUCUUAUAUGACAUUAAAAUUUGUGUAAGUUUCA
Bufo gargarizans (Asiatic toad) is the source of this 1157-nucleotide messenger RNA. Its product is annotated as NAD(P)H dehydrogenase [quinone] 1-like. The coding region runs from base 81 to 911 and encodes 276 amino acids. Gene Ontology annotation, molecular function: NAD(P)H dehydrogenase (quinone) activity. Gene Ontology annotation, cellular component: cytosol. NCBI's taxonomy places the organism in Eukaryota, Metazoa, Chordata, Amphibia, Anura, Bufonidae. The transcript has 6 exons. The record is from RefSeq and is a predicted model, not a curated record.